AUGCUUCAGGAGCCGCUGGACGCCAUCAGUGAAGAGAUCCGGUGGGUGCGCUUUAACUCAGCUCCCCAGAACCUGGGCUUCUCUGAGGAGCUGUCUUCUCCUCUGAGCCCCAAGGUGGGUGAGGUGCCGAGGCGGUGUCCUCUGCGGCCCGUGUGCCCCCCAGCCCUCCGGGUGUCCGGGGGCCCCGAGGCCUGCCUGGGCCACACGCGCACAGCUACGCCCCUGUCCCGGGCCUGUGUCCAGAGCGGCCGCAGGCCGGUGACCGUGCGCAGGACCAGGCAGAGCUGCUGCUCAGAUAGUUCUCGUCACGUCAGCCCAGGCCGAGGUGCCCGUCCGUGCCUGUGUGCCGAGCACGCGGGGCUCGGGGGGAAGGCAGGGGUGAACGGCACAGCCAGCCAUCGCAGGUGGAUCCAGGAGGAGAAGGAGAGCUCGGAGCAGCGGGCCGAGGAGACUGACAGCAGGGCGGGCGGGGCGCGCUUAGGCAGCCUUCGGCGUUUUAAGUCCCUGAGCUCCCUCAACCUGUGUCCUGCCUCCUCACUUGCCGGCUCCUGCCCGCCCAGCAGGGAGCGCUCCCCACCCCGAGGGAGGCAGCACAGCCCGGAGCUCCAGGGAGAUCGGCUGGACGUCCUGACUCCGCUGCCAGCUUUAAUGGAAGAGGAAGAAGACGACGAGACCAGCAUCAAAGGUGGAACCUCGAGCCCUGCCUCGCCACGGUCCCUUCGGCUGGACCGGCUGCACACGGGGGCGCUGCGCGGGGCCGGCCCCGAGGACGUCAGGGACGCCCGCAACUCGACUGGCUCUCAGGACGGCCCCGGGGGCAACCCCAGCAGCAGCACCAUCAGCCAGGACUCGCUGCACAAAGCCGCGAAGAAGAAGGGCAUCAGGUCCUGCAUCGGCCGCUUGUUUGGCAAGAAGUAA
Messenger RNA from Dama dama (fallow deer), 918 nucleotides. Its product is annotated as liprin-alpha-1-like. The coding region runs from base 1 to 918 and encodes 305 amino acids. The record is from RefSeq and is a predicted model, not a curated record. Lineage: Eukaryota; Metazoa; Chordata; Mammalia; Artiodactyla; Cervidae. The transcript has 6 exons.